Molecule: messenger RNA, 5731 nt
Organism: Heteronotia binoei (common prickly gecko)
Lineage: Eukaryota; Metazoa; Chordata; Lepidosauria; Squamata; Gekkonidae
Gene: POLA1
Product: DNA polymerase alpha 1, catalytic subunit
Exons: 37
Coding region: 149-4627 (1492 amino acids)
Biological process (GO): mitotic DNA replication initiation; DNA replication; leading strand elongation
Cellular component (GO): alpha DNA polymerase:primase complex
Molecular function (GO): chromatin binding; single-stranded DNA binding; DNA replication origin binding
Source: RefSeq, a predicted model, not a curated record
ACCCUGAAGCGGAAUAGGAAGGACGGAAACGCCGCCAUGGCUUCUGAUUGGCUGUUUGUCUAGCCGGGGCACUUGGGACUCCUUUCUCGCGCCACUUUCAGGCGGUUUGGCGCGGGAGCAGGGGGAAAGUGAAGUUGGCGGCAGUAGGAUGGACUUGAGUGGCCGCCCGCCCGAUGGUACCGGUGAUGGAUGCAGUGGAGAAACAUCUGUUUCUCAAAAUUUUACAGCUUCCCGUUCUCGACGUGAGAAAAAAUGUAAAACAGGGAGACUGGAAGCAUUGGAACGUUUGAAAAAGGCGAAGGCUGGUGAAAAGAUAAAAUAUGAGAUUGAAGAGUUUGCAAGUGUUUACGAAGAAGUUGAUGAAGAACAAUACUCCAAGAUGGUCAAGGAACGUCAGGAUGAGGACUGGAUUGUGGAUGAUGAUGGUAUUGGUUAUGUAGAAGAUGGCAGGGAGAUUUUUGAUGAAGAUUUAGAAGAUGAUGCUCUUGAUUCCAACAAGAAAAGAAGAGGAGAGAGAACUUCCACAAAUGAUAAAAAGAAUGUGAAGAAGGCCAUACUAUCAAAACCAAAUACCAUUAAGUCCAUGUUUAUGGCUAGUACUGGGAAGAAGAACACUGAUAAAGCUGUUGAUCUGUCCAAGGAUGAUCUGCUAGGAGAUAUCUUACAGGAUCUGAAUGCAGAGUCAGCUCAUAUAGCACCACCACCAGUUAUAAUGCGUAAAAAGAAGAGACUUUAUGGAACAUCACAAAAUCCUUUCUCUGUGCAAUUUCAAGUCUCCAAGAGAACUUCUGUAGCUAAACCUGUUAUUCCUGUCAAAACCAAAGCUGCUGCUUUGAAUUCAUUUCAAUCCAACCAUUCAAUCUGUAUGUCAAGGCCACAGACAGUCGAAGAUGCAGUUGGUGAUCCUGAAAAUGGAAUUCAAAUUGUGGAAAAUGGAGAAUUGGUAAAAAUUAAACAAGAGGAAGUUACUAAAGACAGUGAACAGGCUAUUGUGGAUUUUGAUGAUGAAGACUUCAAUGAAUCUAUGGAGGAUGUAGGAAUUGUAGCAGAAAAAGUUACAUCUCUGAAAGAAGAACUAAAGUUGGAAGACCAAAAAACAAGAAGCUCUUCCCUCUCUGAUAUUUCCUGUUGGGACGAAAUCACUGAAAAUGUUGAUGAACAAUUAGUUUCAGAAAUUCAAGUAGAUUCUAGUGAACUUCCUCUAGUAACUGGAGAAGAUGGGCAGCAGGUGUUCAGGUUCUAUUGGCUAGAUGCUUAUGAAGAUCAGUAUAACCAGCCAGGGGUGGUAUUUCUCUUUGGUAAAGUGUGGAUUGAAUGUGCGAAGUCCUACGUUAGCUGCUGUGUGGCAGUAAAAAAUAUUGAGAGAACCAUUUAUCUCCUGCCACGUGAGUCGCGGAUCGGCUUAUCUUCUGGUAAAGAGACAAAAAAUUCCGUGACCAUGAUGGAUGUCUAUCAAGAAUUUAAUGACAAAAUUGCAGAAAAAUACAAGAUCAUGAAGUUCAAGUCCAGGAAAGUGGAAAAGAAUUAUGCUUUUGAGAUACCAGAUGUUCCUGCAAAAUCUGAUUACCUAGAAGUUAGAUACUCGGCUGACUUCUCUCGGCUUCCUCAAGACCUGAAAGGAGAGACGUUUUCUCAUGUGUUUGGAGCUAACACUUCUAGUCUAGAACUGUUUUUGAUGAGCAGAAAGAUCAAAGGACCAAGUUGGCUAGAAAUAAAAAAUCCACAACUCUUGAAUCAGACUGUCAGUUGGUGUAAGGUGGAAGUAGCAGCAUUGAAGCCUGAUUUGGUGGAUGUGGUAAAAGAUCUUUCGCCCCCUCCUCUUGUGAUUAUGUCUCUUAGCAUGAAGACAGUUCAGAACACAAAGACUCAUCAGAAUGAGAUUAUGGCUAUUGCAGUUUUAGUACAUCACAAAUUUUGUCUGGACAAAGCACCUCCUGAACCUCCAUUUCAAACCCAUUUCUGUGUUAUUUCCAAACCAAAUGACUGCAUUUUUCCAUAUGACUUCAAAGAAGCUGCUAAGACUAAGAAUGCUAAAAUAGAGAUUGCUGGAACAGAGAGGAUGCUUCUGGGAUUUUUUCUGGCAAAGGUUCAUAAAAUUGAUCCUGAUGUUAUUGUGGGACAUAAUAUUUAUGGCUUUGAUAUGGAAGUCCUUCUCCAGAGAAUUAACAUUUGCAAAGUCCCACAUUGGUCCAAGAUAGGUCGACUGAGGAGAUCGGUCAUGCCAAAACUUGGGGGUCGUAGUGGAUUCGCUGAAAGAAAUGCAGCAUGUGGUCGAAUGAUUUGUGAUGUAGAAAUUUCUGCAAAGGAAUUGAUUCGUUGCAAGAGCUAUCAUUUGUCUGAACUGGUCAGUCAGGUUCUGAAAAUGGAAAGAGUGACAAUCCCACCUGAAGAAAUAAGAAAUAUGUACAGUGAUUCUCAUCACUUGUUUUACAUGCUGGAGAACACCUGGACUGAUGCCAAGUACAUUUUACAAAUAAUGUGUGAGCUUAGUGUUCUUCCACUAGCCCUACAGAUCACAAAUAUUGCUGGGAAUGUUAUGUCAAGGACGCUGAUGGGUGGGCGAGCUGAGCGUAAUGAGUUCUUACUGCUUCAUGCAUUUUAUGAAAAAGAUUUUAUUGUGCCUGAUAAGCAGAAUUUUAAAAAGCCUCAACAUAAACAGCUAGAUGAAGAUGAAGAUUUUGAAGGUGAUCAGAAUAAAUCAAAGAUGGGACGAAAAAAGGCAGCAUAUUCUGGAGGCUUAGUUUUGGAUCCAAAAAUUGGCUUUUAUGACAAGUUCAUUCUGCUUCUUGAUUUCAAUAGCCUGUACCCUUCAAUUAUCCAAGAGUUUAACAUAUGUUUCACGACAGUUCAUAGGAUGACUUCUAAUAUGCAAAAAAGAACAGAGGAUGGAGAAGAAGAAGAAAUUCCAGAAUUACCAGAUCCAUCCCUAGAAAUGGGAAUUUUGCCUAAAGAGAUCAGGAAACUAGUUGAGCGAAGGCGUCAGGUGAAGCAGUUGAUGAAGCAAGCAGACUUAAAUUCUGACCUCUACUUACAGUACGAUAUCAGGCAGAAGGCUUUGAAGCUAACAGCAAACAGCAUGUAUGGUUGCCUUGGAUUUUCCUACAGCAGAUUCUAUGCAAAGCCUCUAGCUGCUUUGGUGACAUUCAAAGGCAGAGAGAUUUUGAUGCAUACUAAGGAGAUGGUACAGAAGAUGAAUCUGGAAGUAAUUUAUGGUGAUACUGACUCCAUUAUGAUAAACACAAACAUUAGCAACCUGGAAGAAGUCUUUAAAUUGGGGAAUAAGAUCAAAAGUGAAGUGAACAAGCUGUACAAAUUGCUGGAGAUAGAUAUUGAUGGAGUCUUUAAGUCCCUUUUGCUGCUGAAAAAGAAAAAAUAUGCUGCUUUGGUUGUGGAGCCAACAGGAAAUGGAAACUACAUUACCAAACAAGAACUUAAAGGACUAGACAUAGUGAGAAGAGACUGGUGUGACCUUGCAAAAGAGACUGGAAAUUACAUAAUUGGCCAGAUUCUUUCUGAUCAGUCCCGAGACAUAAUUGUAGAAAACAUCCAAAGGAAAUUAAUCCAAAUUAGAGAAAAUGUGGAAAAUGGAAGUGUGCCAAAAAAACAAUUUGAAAUCAACAAGGCAUUAACAAAGGAUCCCCAGGAUUACCCUGACAAAAAGAGCCUGCCACAUGUGCAUGUUGCCCUAUGGAUAAACUCUCAAGAGGGUAGAAAAUUAAAAUCUGGAGAUACUGUGUCAUAUGUUAUUUGUCAGGAUGGAUCAAAUCUGAGUGCCAGCCAGAGAGCAUAUGCUCCAGAACAGUUGAACAAACAAGAAAAUCUUAUAAUUGACACUCAGUAUUAUCUGUCACAGCAAAUUCACCCUGUAGUGGCUCGUAUCUGUGAACCCAUAAAUGGAAUUGACUCUGUCCUUAUUGCAUCUUGGUUAGGGCUGGAUCCCUCACAGUUCAAAGUCUUUCACCAUUAUCAUAAAGAUGAGGAGAAUGAUGCCUUGCUUGGCGGCCCGGUUCAGCUCACUGAUGAAGAGAAAUAUAAAGACUGUGAAAGAUUCAUGUUUGCCUGCCCAAAAUGUGGGACAGAGAACAUUUAUGACAGUGUCUUUGAUGGUUCGGGUCUGCUGAUUGAAGCCAGUUUGCUACAGUGCAGCAAAAAAGAAUGUGAUGAAUCUCCUCUAAAAUACACAACACAAAUUAAUAACAAGCUAAUCCUGGAUAUACGACAUUACAUAAGAAAGUACUACAGCGGUUGGUUGAUAUGUGAAGAGCAGACAUGCCAAAAUCGUAUACAUCGACUUCCACAUCACUUUUCCCGGAAUGGUCCUCUCUGUCCUGCCUGUAGGAAGGCUGUUCUUAGAGAAGAGUAUUCUGACAAGGCCCUAUACACCCAGCUGUGCUUUUACCGGUACAUUUUUGAUGUGGACUAUGCAAUGGAAAAACUUACUGAUCAAGAGAAAGAGCAUGUGAAGAACAAGAAACAGUCAAAUUUCAAGGACAUGGAGAUGAAUUACAAAAAACUGAAGAGUACAGUAGACAAGUGGUUGUCCAUGAGCAGCUACUCUGAAGUGAAUCUCUGCAAACUCUUUCAGACAUUCAGUGCAGUAAAAACAGUGGGAGAUCUCAGUAGUUAAAUACUAAGUUUAGGUAGAAUGGGGACAAGAUGCCUUUGUGGACUCCUUUCUGAGAAAACGUUUUCAGCUCUUUUUAAGUUUUCCAUUUACUAUUUCACACAAUGUUGUACGCUGUUUAACAAGAACAUGCAUUCUUUUAUUUAAAUAAGAAUUUAAUUAUGAAAACUAUAAAACAAAAACAAUGCUGUAAGCCAACAUAUACUAGGCACUAUAAAGUAUGCGUUUGCACGUACAUGUCUGUGUGCACACACACACACACAUACAGUAUAUUCAGACCAUAGUACAUUGAAACCUAGGAGGGAAUAAAGAGGUGGAGAAAGAGCUCCUUUAAUUGAAUAAUUCCCAGUGAGAGUUGCUGGAAUGUAAGUGAUCCUAGACUUUGCUCCAGGGUAUUUAGUAGAGGUGCUCUCAGGAAAAGAGGUUAGUGGAGGUCUCAGUAGGAGCACUAAUGUUUUCUCUUUUCACAGUUUAUCUGCUUUGUGAUCAUAAACACACAAGUUAAAGACAAUACUGAACUUAAAUGCUUUCUGAUGCCUACAUUUAUUCUGAUGUGGUUUCUCUUUCUAAAAAUUGUUCAUAAAUUGUUUUUUUCAUCAACUUUUAUUCAUCCAGACUGUAUUGCAUUGUAAAGAUACGGAGAAACCACAUGGAAAUUAAUCCUGAAGUACCAAUUGACUUCUGUAUAGGGCAAAUAGACAAGGUAGUAUGCUGAAAAUUUUCCAGGCUACACAUAAAUUUCUAAAUGUUAUAUUUUGGUUCUUUGAAAUUCAACAAAAUAAACAAUGGGAUGAAAGAAAAAAAUUAGACACAGUUUGACCAAGAAAUAUAAGUAAUUGAAAAUACUGUGGUAAGCAAUUAAAGCUAUGAAGAAGUUUUCAGAGACUUUGUCUCUGUUUAUUGCCAAUAAAAUGGUGAAUGGAAAUGGCAAAAGUCAAACUGUGAUAUGGGUAGCUUUUGACAUGGUAGGAGGAAAAAUAAUCUUUAUAAGUAUUUUUAAAAAUUUGUUAACAUCAUUUACUGGUAAAUAUAAAAGCAUUUUAAAUGUGCAUGUAAGGUUAAUGUCACUAUUAAUGGUAACAUAAUAAAAUUUUCCAGUGUAAGCUG